UAGGAGUAUUCAUUACUGACUGACAUGGUUUUCUUUGGUGACUUAGGAGUAUGAAUUUGAUAUUGAUGAGUCAAGUUCUUCUGAUGACGACUUAUCAACAGAGAUUAUGGGUUUCAUGUGGAUGCAACAGUAUCAUCGUAAGAGGACCCGGGACAUUGCAAUGGCCGCAGUAAUGAUCGGUACGUAUUAUGACACAUACAUGGACAAGGCUCCACAUAGGGUUCCUACUGUGUCGGGUAUAGAAUGGGUGCAUGAAACAUUGUGUAGCAGAACCGCUUGCUACAACAUGUUUAGGAUGUCAAGCGUUUUGUUUUACCAGCUACAUGACUUGUUGGUCGAGAACUAUGGGUUGAGGGCAACUAGAGGAAUGACCACGAUGGAGGCUUUAGGAAUGUUCCUUUGGGUAAUUGGUGCACCACAAUCCCUUAGACAGGUUGAGGACCGGUUUGUAAGGUCCUUAGAAACAAUAAGCCGUACUUUCGAUAAUGUGUUGUCAAGUGUUCUUAAGCUAGCAGUGGAUAUUAUUAAGCCCAAGGACCCAGAAUUUAGGACCGUGCACCCAAGGUUGAGGAACCCUCGCUUUGCACCAUACUUCAACAACUGCAUAGGAGCUAUAGAUGGGACGCAUAUACCGGUGGUGGUUCCAAAUGAUAAGGUGGUUCAGCACACCGGGAGACAUGGAUAUACUUCACAGAAUGUGCUGGCAAUAUGUGAUUUCGACAUGAGGUUCACAUUUGCUGUGACUGGAUGGCCUGGAUCGGUUCAUGACAUGAGAGUCUUCAGUGAUGCCUUAAACAAAUAUGGUGACAAGUUUCCGCAUCCUCCUGCAGGCAAAUUUUACCUAGUUGACUCGGGUUAUGCAAAUCGUCCGGGUUACCUUGCACCCUACAAGGGUACAAAAUAUCAUCUACCGGAGUUUAGGAGUGGCCCAAUGCCAAAAGGUAUGAAAGAGACUUUUAAUUACGCCCAUUCCUCCCUUAGAAAUGUUAUCGAGAGGUCAUUUGGAGUGUUAAAGAUGAAGUGGAGGAUUUUGUUGGGUAUUCCAAGUUUUCCGAUGCAGAAACAAAGUAAAAUCAUAGUAGCAUGUAUGGCAAUUCAUAAUUUCAUACGAGAGAAUGAUAUGGCCGAUAGGGCCUUUGAUAUGUGCGAUCGGGAUGAAAAUUUUAUUCCUAUGCCUCAAGUGCCAAACGACGAAGGAGAUGGGACAAAUACACAAGCAGGGGAAGAAGAUUGUAAUAUGAAUGCAUUUCGGGAUGAAUUAGCUAAUGCUUUGUACAACAAAUCGUAGAUUAUUUGUAUGAUUGUAUUGUAAUGAUGUUGACAACAUUUUUGUAGUA
Molecule: messenger RNA, 1337 nt
Organism: Setaria italica (foxtail millet)
Lineage: Eukaryota; Viridiplantae; Streptophyta; Magnoliopsida; Poales; Poaceae
Product: protein ALP1-like
Exons: 2
Coding region: 107-1288 (393 amino acids)
Source: RefSeq, a predicted model, not a curated record